AUGAUAUUGUCUAUUGUAAGGAACAAUUCGAAACGUCUUUUCUUUCUAUUGAAUGUUUUCCUGUUUAUCUUGAAUUCAAUAAUUCUAUUUCAUCAACAAUCUAUUCGAACCUGUGUAAAUACUUCAAUUUCACAUCCUACUACAAGACAAAAUGAUAUUGAUAACAAUGACUAUACUCCACGUCUUCAUCAACCGUUAACGUCACUUAUAUUACGUGGUCUUUUAGUUUUUUAUCCACAGAGUCAAGAAGAAGAGUAUUCACCUGAAUUACUAUGGUUUUAUCGUUCGUGGCUUGAAAUGAUGCAACAGGAACCUUUCAUAUGGAGAACGGAUCUUAUUAUUUAUACAGAAAAAUACACUUUACCACUUCAACAACUUGGUUGUAUUUACAAUCGUAUUCGAACAAAUAAGGGUGAACUACCACAAUGCCGAGUUUUUCCUUAUCAAACUUUAGAUUUUCGUAAUGGAACAGAUGAAAUUGAUAAGACUAACAUGUAUUUAUAUCAGCAAUUUGAUAAAAAUCGUUCAAUGGCAUUAAUGGAAUAUACUAAAAAAUAUCCAUAUAUAGAUUCAAUCAAUAUAAUUGCUGAAUGUUAUCCAUCAUUUACUAUGUAUGAUUAUAUAUUGCGUACAGAUAUAGAUGUUUUUCUUACAAAAAACUUCGGUCAUUUUGUUCCACAUAAGGAUACAUUACUUGUUGGAAAAGGUGGUUAUUCGACAGCGUUUUCUGCGAGACGUUUAACACGUAUUGCGAAAGAUAUGAAUUGGAUGCAUGCAAAUAUAACCAAUAUCGGAUCUACUUGGUAUGGACCACCACACAUAGCUCAACGUAUUGCAAAUUUUAGUUUAGAAGCUGUGUUACAUCUAUCAAUGAAUGAAUUUACACUACCAGAAAGACAAGGAAGAUUAGGUGAUGUACUUUGGCCUGAUUGGCAUUUUGGUGUGUUAAGCAUGUAUGGUACACAUUUAGCAGUAAAUCAUCUAAUCGUAGCUGAAAAUAUUCAUAUAGGUUUAGCUACAACGUUAUUAGAUCAAAAUACAGAUACAAAGGAUUUAUAUGAUAUAGAAAAAAACAAUCAUUUACAUUUACACUGUUGGCAUACAUUUGAACCGUUUUCAAAAUCCCUUUUCAAAGAUGGUCGUUAUAAUCAUAUAAAUCCUAGUACACUAAUGAACGAUACAUCGGCAUCUGGUUACGCAAUGCGAUUGGCAUUGGAAUCUCGUUUAAUGUCUUUCGGUGGUCUAAGACAAGCACUUCUUACUUCAAAAUCAUUACCAAAUUCAUAA
Adineta steineri is the source of this 1287-nucleotide messenger RNA. Lineage: Eukaryota; Metazoa; Rotifera; Eurotatoria; Adinetida; Adinetidae. The record is from the annotation of a GenBank genome assembly.